UGUCCUGUGCUAGAGUGUUCUGUAUCUUCUUGUAAGUACUUUAAGUACUUCCAGACUUUUUUUUUGUUUGAUCCACUGGAUUAUUUUUGGUCUGCUCGUUUUCUCAGUUUUGGCCUGGCUCACAAAUGGAUGACGAUGAAAAGCAGCAUCCUCUCUCUCUCUCUCUCAGCGCGACUCCUCUGGAGGGAUCGGGAGUAGACUCUCAAACUUCCAGCAGCUUCCCAUUCCUGCGCCAGCUUUGAAGCGGGGGGGGGUGACCACGACGGCAGAGACAAAGGUGUGGUGAUGUUGCUCCCUGCCUUCUGCCCUCUGCCUCCUUCUGGGCUGAUGUCCACCCGGCGUGUCCCCCGAUGUGCCCUCCGCUCCACCUGACCGUUUCAUGGGCCUAAAGCCGACCUCCGCGCUCAAGCCUGGCCCCUGACCUUCACCUUUAACCCCUCACCUCACCCGCACCGCCCUCUCUCAUUCUGACUCAGCACAAAAGAACCCUCCCCCGCCACUCCAAGAUGGUGGCCCGCGCCCUCCUGGUGGUCGUGCUGUGUCGAGGUGUCCUGCUGUCCGUGGGAGAAGCGCUGCAGCCCCGCCGGGAGAUCCGUAUCGAGGGCGACUUGGUGCUGGGCGGCCUGUUCCCGGUGCAUGAGAAAGGUGGCGGCAUGGAGGAGUGUGGGCGUGUGAACGAGGACAGAGGGAUCCAGAGGCUGGAGGCCAUGUUGUUUGCCAUUGACCGAAUCAACAUGGACAAAGUUUUGUUGCCUGGCGUCUCCCUGGGUGUCCACAUCUUGGACACCUGCUCUCGAGACACCUAUGCACUGGAGCAGGCCCUGGAGUUCGUCAGAGCGUCCCUCACCAAAGUGGACGACUCAGAGUUCAUCUGUCCAGACGGCUCCUACGCUUUACCGGACGACAGCCCGCUUGCCAUCGCCGCCGUCAUCGGAGGGUCCUUCAGCAGCGUCUCCAUACAGGUUGCCAACCUUCUCCGGCUCUUCCAGAUCCCUCAGAUAAGUUACGCCUCAACCAGCGCCAAACUCAGCGACAAGACCCGCUACGACUACUUCGCCCGCACCGUGCCCCCGGACUUCUACCAGGCCAAGGCCAUGGCCGACAUUCUGCGCUUUUUCAACUGGACCUACGUGUCCACGGUGGCGUCGGAGGGCGACUACGGUGAAACGGGCAUCGAAGCCUUCGAGCAGGAAGCCCGCAUGAGGAACAUCUGCAUCGCCACUUCGGAGAAGGUGGGACGUUCCAAUGCCAAGAAGUCCUACGAAGCCGUGAUCCGCCAGCUUCUCCAAAAGCCCAACGCCCGCGUGGCAGUCCUCUUCCUGCGCAGCGACGACGCCAGAGAACUCCUGGCAGCCGCUGCCAGACUGAACGCCUCCUUCAUCUGGGUGGCCAGCGACGGCUGGGGGGCGCAGGAGAGCAUCGUCAAGGGGAACGAGGUGACCGCCGAAGGGGCCAUCACGCUGGAACUGGCCGCCAAUCCUGUGCCGGACUUCAACCGCUACUUUCUUAGCCUGAACCCGGAUAAAAACCUCCGAAACCCUUGGUUUAGGGAAUUCUGGGAGCAAAAGUUCCAGUGUUCCCUGGGUAGCGGCGGAGAGAUGCUGCUGCCCCCGUGUGACAGGAACUUAUCAAUCGGCGAGAGAAACUUUGAGCCCGAGUCCAAGAUCAUGUUUGUGGUGAAUGCAGUCUACGCCAUGGCUUUCGCCCUCCACAAUAUGCAACGGAACCUUUGCUUCAACACCACCGGACUGUGUGACAGCAUGAAGGCCUUGGACGGCCGCAGACUCUACAGGGACUUCAUCCUCAACGUCAGCUUCCCAGCCCCCUUCUCCGCCGCGGGUAGUGAGACGGCCGUCAAGUUCGAUUCCCAGGGGGACGGCAUAGGCCGCUACAACGUCUUCAGCUACCAGCGCUCGGGCGACCGCUACGGCUACGUGCCGGUGGGGGAGUGGGCCGAGAGCUUGAGCCUGAACGGCGCUCUGAUUCGCUGGCCCAGAGAAGCGGCGCCCACCUCGCAGUGCAGCGACCCCUGUGAGCGCAACGAGAUGAAGAAAAUGCAGGCAGGUGAGUAUUGCUGCUGGAUCUGCACAGCCUGCGAGCCUCACGAGUACCUGGCGGACGAGUUCACCUGCUCGCCCUGCGCCCCCGGUCAGUGGCCCACUGAGGACUUGACGUCCUGCUACGAGCUGCCGGAGGACUACAUUAUGUGGGAGGACGCCUGGGCCAUUGGUCCAAUCACAAUCGCCUGUGUAGGGUUCAUGUGCACCGGCCUCGUGUUCUGGGUGUUCAUACGACACAACAACACGCCGCUGGUGAAGGCGUCGGGUCGAGAACUGUGCUACAUCCUCCUCCUGGGCGUCUUCAUGUCCUACGCCAUGACCUUCCUCUUCCUGGCCAAGCCGUCGCCCGCCAUCUGCGCCCUGCGCCGCCUCGGCCUGGGCACGUCGUUCGCCGUGUGCUACUCGGCGCUCCUCACCAAAACCAACCGAAUCGCCAGGAUUUUCAGCGGGGUGAAAGACGGGGCGGGCACAGUGAGGCCGCGCUUCAUCAGCCCAUCCUCUCAGGUCUUCAUCUGUCUGAGCCUCAUUUCCGUGCAGUUAGUGAUGGUGUCAGUGUGGCUGCUGCUGGAAGUUCCAGGUACGCGACGUUUCACUUUGCCAGAACGGCGGCAGACGGUCAUCCUCAAGUGCAACGUGCGCGACACCAGCAUGCUGAUGUCGCUAGGCUACGACGUCCUGUUGGUCAUCCUGUGUACUGUAUACGCCUUCAAGACCAGGAAGUGUCCCGAGAACUUCAACGAGGCAAAGUUUAUUGGCUUCACCAUGUACACCACCUGUAUCAUUUGGCUGGCCUUCCUCCCCAUCUUCUACGUCACGUCCAGCGACUACAGGGUUCAGACCACCACCAUGUGCAUCUCCGUCAGCCUCAGUGGCUUUGUGGUGCUGGGCUGCAUGUUUGUGCCCAAGGUCCACAUCAUCAUGUUCCAGCCCCAGAAGAACGUGACCAGUCACCGGCUCAACCUCAAUCGCUUCAGCGUCAGCGUCAGCGGGGCGGCGGCCACCUCAUACGCCUCGCAUGCGUCUGUCAGCGCCCACUACGUGCCGACGGUGUGCAACGGCAGAGAAAUAGUCGACUCCACCACUUCCUCUCUGUGACGGACAGGCGCGCCUGGUCCCGACUGUUAGCCCACACCUUUGUGUCCGCCUCAAGCCUCGCUUGGCGUGGCACCGCGACACCUGCACCGCGUCACGGAGUCUUCAUCCAAAACCGCGUUUGCCGUGGCGUGCGACCGCACUGACCACCGGUCCGCCGGGUGCUGUUGACAUGUUGUAGUGGCCUGUACAGUAUCCAUGUGGACUCUUAAACAAUACCGUCUCGCCAAUGUAGAAAGUGUGUAACUAUAAUUAAAUUAUUUUCUAAGGAUGUACAUACUUGGAAUUGUUGUAAGUAGACACUAAUAUGAAACGGAAAAAUGUGUUUUUAGGGGGAUAUUUGGGAGCCUUUUCGUUUUUGAUAGCUUUGUUAUGAUGUACAUAGACGGUAGGCUUCAUGGCGGUGAGGCAGAAGCGCCAUUUGCCUCAUCUUGCAAUAUCCCACGGACUUUUUAUUAUUAUCAUGUUUUUUUGUAGGUUUGUUGUAAUAACGCUAAUAAUCCAACAUUUCUAUUGUGUAUGGAUACAUUUGUACAGUGCGACUAGUGGUUGAAACAGCACAACACAAUGAGGACUGCGAGUCUGUAAUGGACAUGUAUACAAAUACAUUACAUUUCCAUCUUGAUGGAUGGUGUUGUACAUCAUAUAUCCACAUAAAUAGCAUUUUUUUGCAGUGA
Molecule: messenger RNA, 3829 nt
Organism: Nerophis ophidion (straightnose pipefish)
Lineage: Eukaryota; Metazoa; Chordata; Actinopteri; Syngnathiformes; Syngnathidae
Gene: grm3
Product: glutamate receptor, metabotropic 3
Exons: 15
Coding region: 507-3155 (882 amino acids)
Biological process (GO): regulation of synaptic transmission, glutamatergic; G protein-coupled glutamate receptor signaling pathway
Cellular component (GO): membrane
Molecular function (GO): group II metabotropic glutamate receptor activity
Source: RefSeq, a predicted model, not a curated record